UUCGCCAUUCUUCAUGGACGCCGUCUUCCACCUCGAUGAAGCAUCUCGUGCUGAAUUCCUGCAGUUGCUAAUGCAAUCCACAUGCUGCACUUAUAUUUGCCUCUGGUCUUUCUCACUGAAACAAGCAAACACCCAUUGCAGCUGUUUACUCGGCUGGGAUGGAUGUUACAAUAAAGAAAACAACCGGCCGAUACCUUUGGGGUUGUUCCUGGAGUACCGACGAUCAAUAUUUUAUCUUCAAAACGAUCAUGAGCUCGUUCCAGGAUUUGCGUUCGGGAAGAAUCAGCCUUACGUUGAGUUCGAGGAAUCGGAGCUUCAAAACCGAGCAUCACAUCAGACACAAAGGCGGUUCUAUCGGGAAGCAGGGAUCAAGACGGCUGUAUUUAUGGCAUGCAGGAGUGGAGAGAUUGAAUUAGGGUCAUCAAGUGUGACACAACUUAACAUGGAGAUGGAGAUGAGAAGCUUCUUCUCCGGAGAUUUCUGCAGACAAUUGUCUCCGUUGGAAGAUCAGCUUCCGCAAUCGACCGAUCCGAAUCGGCCGUCAUCGUCUUCGUCGUCGCUAAGGUCACUAUCCACGAGCAGUCCGGAUUCUUCUUUGAUCUUCACCGUCCCGACCACUCACGAACCUUCUUCGUUCAACGAUCCUCGCCAAGCCAUGCAAGCCUUUUCUCGAAUGCGGUGCAACGUCCGGCUACCGACGCUUGAGGGCGAUAACAAGGCGAUGACGAAGGCGAUCCUGGCCGUCUUAACGUCUCCUUCCUCUUCUUCUGCUUCCUCCUCUUCGACUCCCCUUCAACGGAACCAGAAUUUGCCAUACAAUUACCAGCUAAACCCCAAUGCUAGUGCUUUUAAGCGCUAUGCAUCGACGUUUGGCGGUCCGACGACGACGCCGGCGAGGUCCAGUUUACGAGCUCAAGCUAUGAUGAAACGAGUGAUUUUGUUUUAUAGAAAAUUCAAUCUGGCGAGGCGGGAACAGCUGAUCGGAAGCCGCCAGACUAGCAAUCAGUUGCACCACAUGAUGUCGGAACGGAAAAGAAGAGAGAAACUCAAUGAAAGUUUCACUGCAUUGCGAUCCCUUCUUCCUCCGGGCACCAAGAGAGACAAAGCAUCGGUGCUUAUAAGUGCGAGGGAAUACUUGGCUUCGUUGAAGGAACAAAUAAUGGAGCUUAGUAGGCAAAACCAAUUGCUAGAAGCACAGCUUUUGCCAUCCAAAGAAGCUGCCAUGGAAGUUAAUAGUUCAUCGAGCGAGAGGGUAAAUGUUGUCGUUAUGCCUGUAUCCGAAUCCACAUCCCAACAAAGACUCAUCGAUCUAAGAGUUAAUGUCAGAGGAGAAGGGUCGAUCGCGGAUAUCUUAAUUCAUCUACUUGAAUUCUUGAAGCUUGAUAGAAAUGUGAAAUUGAAGUCCGUUGAAGCUAACACUCGUUUAUCGGAAUUUGGUUCGGUUAAUCUUGUUAACUUGAGACUCAGGAUUGAGGGCAAUGGAUGGGAUGAAUCCACCUUCAAGGAAGCAGUGAGAAGACUAAUCACAGACUUAGCACAGUGAUUUAAUACAAUCCCAUACGUUAAUCACUUUAAUCAGUGAUCAAAACAAUUU
Hibiscus syriacus is the source of this 1594-nucleotide messenger RNA. Its product is annotated as putative transcription factor bHLH041. The transcript has 7 exons. The record is from RefSeq and is a predicted model, not a curated record. Lineage: Eukaryota; Viridiplantae; Streptophyta; Magnoliopsida; Malvales; Malvaceae. Bases 14 to 1543 code for a protein of 509 amino acids. Gene Ontology annotation, molecular function: protein dimerization activity.